Molecule: messenger RNA, 4143 nt
Organism: Psylliodes chrysocephalus
Lineage: Eukaryota; Metazoa; Arthropoda; Insecta; Coleoptera; Chrysomelidae
Source: the annotation of a GenBank genome assembly
AUGAUUGAUAAGAAACUCGGAGAUAAACCGGUUUAUUUCGAAAUCAGUAUUGGGAAUGCUGGAAACGCUAUGGAUGGACAUAAUGCAUCUGCCAGAGACCACUAUGAUUCGGACAGUGACGAAAUAGAGGUGGUUUCUUGUGACAGCGCUUCUUGGCAAAGCACAACGUCUCCCUCAAAACCGAUGACGCAUAAUAAAAUGUACUAUUUCUUACCUUACUGGGAUAACAAGCCCUGCAUGCACAUCCGGUCUGUUUGGCCCGAUCAUCGCCGAAGGAUGUACAACUCGAAUAUCAUCACUAAAAUUGUUGAAAAAUUUGAAGAUGGUUUGUCUGAAGUUACAUCGGCAAUUGAAUCAGACGACCCGAACGUUGAGAUGUUGCUCAAACAAGUCCUCGAGUAUCUUUCGACACAAUGCGCACAAUACGUGACUCUUGCGAAAGAGUCACAAACGGGACCGGGCACUGGAAAAACCAAAUUGGAUAAGGAGCAUUCAAAAUUGUGUCAACGAGAAAUCGAGUACAUCGGCAACACAGCAAAGAAUCUUAAAGCCCUAGUCACGAAGAGUUCGUUCAAAGAGAGAUUUAAGACAGCACAGAAAUUUCUUAAAAAAUUGAAAUUUCUCACGGAAGAUCCACAACACGCGCUUCCAGACGUUUUCCUUUGGAUAAUAAGCGGAGGAAAGCGGCAGGCAUACCAGCGCAUACCCGCCAGGGACAUUAUUUACUCUACAGUAGACGAGGAAUGCGGAAAAGACUGCGGAAAAGUUCAGACGAUGUUUCUGAAGCUGCCCGGCAAGAAAGGAAUGGGGCCCAGCGGUUGGUCUAUUCCAGCUAAAUUGCAAAUAUUCCUUUGGCUGGGAUUAGUGAAACACAAGAAAAACGUUCUCACAGGACUGCCAGGCGGAUAUGAACACACUCAGGAAAUCAAGAAUGUUGAACGACCACGUGCCUUGCCACCAAAUACCAUACAUUAUGUCGAGAAACAUAUAUUUCAACUACGCGCUCACGUCUACCAAGCGAGGUCCCUGAUCGGAAGCGAUGCAUCCGGACUUUCAGAUCCUUUCGCUAGGAUAAUUGCCGGCGAAUUUAGCAAAACGACGCAAGUUAUCGACGAAACUUUGAGUCCAACAUGGGACGAGCUGCUAAUAUUCGAGGAAAUUUUAAUUUACGGAGAUGGAGACGAAAUUAAAAAUGACCCACCUCCAAUACUAAUCGAAAUUUUCGAUCAAGAUAAAGUUGGGAAAAGCGAGUACAUUGGAAGAACUUUGGCUAAACCGAAUGUUAAACUUAAAGAGGAUGCGUAUACUAAGCCGAAGUUCCCGCCCUCUUUGGAAUGGUUUACUAUUACACGUGGUACAGACAGAGCAGGCGAACUACUAGCGGCCUUCGAACUUUUAGAAAUCGACGUAGAAGCUUCUCUACCUUCUCUUCCUCACCCUAAAGACAUUCCAAUGUACCAUGAAACGGAUCCCAAGAAGAUCGAACCACUUCUGCCGGUUCCCAGAGGAAUUCGGCCAACGUUAGCUAGAUACAGAAUUGAAGUCCUCUUUUGGGGGCUUAGAGAUUUGAAAAGGAUACACUUGUUGACUGUGGAUAAACCAAGAGUUGAUAUAGAAUGUUCGGGGAAUAUUUUGUACUCAAGUAUAAUUCAGAAUAGGAAGAAAAAUCCGAAUUUUAGUACACCUGUUAAGUUUUUGGAUUUGGAUCUGCCCGAACAAGAAUUGUAUAGACCACCCGUGACAAUACGAGCUGUAGAUUGUCGAAGUUUUGGGCGAUAUACCUUAGUAGGAACACACAUAAUCAACUCCAUUCAAAAAUAUAUCUACAAACCUAUGACCAAAAAGGAUAGGGAAGCCGAAGAACGCAAAAAGUCCUUGAAUCAAUUGAAAACUGGGGAAUGUACUGGAGGAGGAUGUGCCCAGUUGUCUCCUACUAAUAUGGCAAAUUCCCAUAACGAUAAGGAGAAAAGUCCUUUAUUGCCAAAGGACAUAUCUAUUCAAAUAGGUUACGGUACCCAAGAAGGCACGAAAAAGAUGAAGUCGGAUAUGAAUAAAAAGAGGAAACAAAGUUUUGAAGAAGAAAUUGACGAUGAAGAAGACAGCAAAGAUUGGUGGACGAAAUAUUUCGCUUCAGUGGAGCGGAUGAUUGACGAAUCUAAAGAAGCGAAAAAGGCUUUCAAUCAUAACGGAAGUUUACAAGUACACGACGACGACAAUAAUCCACAUUCCGGAAACAGUUCGGAUAGAAGUCCGGGUGUCGAAUACAGAAAAACGAACAGAUUCGGAUUUAAGACUGCGUCCACUGCCUCGCGAUUUGCCGCAAAAAUAAGUCCGAAGAGUACUAGAAAAAGAAUAAAAUAUAAAACGGCGUUGUGCAAGAUUUAUCCAACGGAAUUAGAAGCUAGACCAGAAUUUCACGAAUUUAAAGAAUGGUUGCAUACAUUUGAACUUUACAGAGGCAAAAAGACUGGCGAAGACUCUGAAGAUGAUAGCAGGGUUGUAGGAUACUUUAAGGGAGCAAUAAAAGUGUACAAAUGGCCUCUACCUAAAGACGUAGAAGACAAAACCAUCAUGGGGUUCGAUCCCCAAUUCGGACUGUUUCAAGGACUGCCAUCCAACGACCCCAUAAGAGUUCUAGUACGAGUAUAUGUAGUCAAAGCCAACGAUUUACAUCCCAUGGAUUUAAAUGGCAAAGCAGAUCCCUAUGUGGUUUUGCAGCUGGGUUCUAAGAGGAUCAGUGACAAGGAGAAUUACAUUUCAAAGCAACUGAAUCCCGUUUUCGGAAAGUGCUUCGAGAUCGAGGCCACUUUUCCGCAAGACUCGUUACUGACAGUCCAAAUUUACGAUUGGGAUUUGGUUGGGUCCGACGACAUGGUCGGAGAGACGAAAAUUGAUUUGGAAAAUCGCUUUUACAGUCGGUACAGGCCCAGUUGUGGUUUACCUGAGAUUUAUGAGGAAGAGGGCUACAACGCUUGGAGGGAUGCAAUGAAACCAUCUCAAAUUUUAGCGAAACUCUGCAAAGACGCCAAAGUUGAUCCUCCCGUAUACGCAGAUGGUUUGGUGAAAGUCGGAAAGCAACUCUUUUUCGUCCAAAACGACGAGAUCGAUUUUUACAGAACGAAAGAGGCGGAGGAACACAUGGCUUUGGCAGUGUUGCAUCGAUGGAGUGAGUUUCCCAAAACAGGUUGCGUUCUAGUGCCGGAACACGUCGAAACGCGACCAUUAUACAAUCCCGACAAGCCCGGAAUUGAACAGGGAAAGCUCGAAAUGUGGGUUGAUAUGUUUCCGAUGGAUAUGCCGCUACCGGGACCCCCUUUGGACAUUUCUCCACGGAAACCCAAAAGCUACGAAUUGCGAGUAAUAAUUUGGAAUACAGAUGAUGUGGUAUUAGAAGACGAUGCCUUUUUUACCGGCGAGAAAAUGUCGGAUAUUUACGUUAAAGGGUGGUUAAAAGGUCCCGAAGACUGCCAAUGUACCGAUAUACAUUACCGAUCUCUAACGGGAGAAGGAAACUUCCAUUGGCGAUUUAUUUACCCUUUCGACUAUUUAGUAGCCGAACAAAAAAUUGUGAUAUCAAGAAAGGAAUCGUUAUUUUCGUGGGAUGAAAGUGAAUGCAAGAUUCCAGCAAGGUUGGAAUUACAAGUAUGGGACGCUGAUCAUUUCUCUGCUGACGAUUUUCUAGGAGCAAUAACUUUAGACCUUAACAGAUUCCCUCGUGGUGCUAAAUCGUCAAAACUGUGUACUCUAAACAUGCUGAAUAUGGACGGUUCCGUACCUAUGGUCAACAUUUUCAAACAAAAAAGAGUAAAAGGCUGGUGGCCAUUUUUCAUCAAAAAAGAUAACGAGGAAAUGGAGCUGACGGGAAAAGUAGAAGCUGAAAUUCAUUUGUUAAGUAAAGAGGAAGCGGAAAAGGCACCUGCGGGGUUAGGAAGGAACGAGCCUGAUCCUUUAGAAAAACCUAAUCGUCCAGAUUCAUCGUUCAUGUGGUUCAUGAACCCUCUGAAAUCGUUAAGAUACAUCAUAUGGCAUAACUAUAAAUGGACUAUUCUUAAACUAUUUAUAUUCAUAGGACUAACUCUCAUUAUUCUACUAUUCUUUUACUCAAUUCCUGGUUACACUGUAAAGAAAAUGAUUGGUGCUUAA